This is a messenger RNA of Penicillium antarcticum, 435 nucleotides long. RefSeq names its product protein ccpA (gene ccpA). NCBI's taxonomy places the organism in Eukaryota, Fungi, Ascomycota, Eurotiomycetes, Eurotiales, Aspergillaceae. The transcript is spliced from 2 exons. The record is from RefSeq and is a predicted model, not a curated record. Bases 1 to 435 code for a protein of 144 amino acids.
AUGUAUUUCUCUAAGACCCUCGCCACCGUGGCUACCUUCGCCAUGACCGCCUACGCCGGUAUGCCCGUCGCCAGCAUUGAGUUCCAGUCCUGGGAGAGCUGCGACGUCGGCGCCCCCGCUCUCGGCCAGCCCAAAUUCGUUGCCCGUGUCACGGCCACCCCAUUGACCUGUGACAAGACCACAGUCAACCGUGACUGGAGCAUCGACAACUACUCCUUCAGCGCCCACCUUGACACCAAGGACACGGCCUACUGCCACGGUGUGAUCAUUUGGAACAACGACGGCUGCUCCGGCGAGCCCACUACUUUCCUUCCCUUCGAUGACAGCCCCUUCGCUGUGGGCAAAUGUCUCCCCGACAUUCUGGACCCCGGCUAUGUUUCCUUCAAGCUUGCUUGCGACUUCCCUGGCCCUGCCGCUGCCGCCGGUGCAUUCUAG